Ctenocephalides felis (cat flea) is the source of this 1890-nucleotide messenger RNA. Its product is annotated as putative ankyrin repeat protein RF_0381. The transcript is spliced from 3 exons. Gene Ontology annotation, biological process: protein localization to ciliary inversin compartment. NCBI's taxonomy places the organism in Eukaryota, Metazoa, Arthropoda, Insecta, Siphonaptera, Pulicidae. The record is from RefSeq and is a predicted model, not a curated record. Gene Ontology annotation, molecular function: protein binding. Gene Ontology annotation, cellular component: ciliary inversin compartment. Bases 1 to 1890 code for a protein of 629 amino acids.
AUGGAUGCAGACUUCGCUCUAGAUUAUGCAGUUCGUAUGGGAGACUUGAAAAAAGUUAAAGAACUAGUCCAACAUUACGGUUUAUCAUAUUCAAAACGUUGGCUGGGAGGACAUGCACUUUUGUGCGAUGCACUCGAGUUCAGAAACAAUGCAGUUGCUAAAUAUCUGCUUAAUAUUGGAUGCAAGAUAAAAAUCAGUGAGAAGUAUCCAAGGAGUCCUCUGCAUUUAGCAGUUCACGGUGGAGAUGUCGAUAUUAUCGAAACCAUACUGGAUUGUGAAGCAGAUGUCGAUGUAGUCGAUGAAGAUGGUAAUACACCACUUCAUGUUGCUAUUGAAUACAGACAAGAAGAUGUAGUCGAGUUGCUUUUGAUGUACGCUAACCAAGAUUACAUACAAAUCUUGGUUUUGGUUGUACAAUACGGAGCUGUUGUGGAUCAACUUGAUGAUAAUGGUGAUACAGCUUUGCUCUUGGCUGUUGAACAAGGGUUUUACCAAAACGUUGAGUUCCUCAUAAAAUGUAAAGCAUCGAAAGACAUCCAGAGUAACCACAAUGCUUUCAAGCUUUCACUCAUCAAACAUAAUGAGGGCUAUCAAGAAAUAGCACAAAUAUUCCUCGACCACAGUUUUUACAUCAAACAAACAGAUGCAGAUGAUGCUGCACUACUACACGGCCUAGUGAAUAAUGGCUACUUUAAAAUAUUCCACGAUUUGAUGGACUAUGGAGCUUCUAUUGAUGCUAGAUAUGGAGGCCGUACUCUUCUACAUGCUGCAGUCAUAUCAAGCAGAAUGGACUUUAUAGAAUUUUUAGUCGGUCACAAAGCUGAUCUCAAUGCUCGUGAUAUUGAUGACAAAACCCCUUUACAUUUCCUUAUCGAUGAAAUCGUUGUCAGUCCACAUGCCAAUGAAAUCGCUCAAUUACUACUCACCAAUGGUGCUAAUGUAAAUGCACAAGACGAAGAUGGUAUCACGAUACUCCACAAAGCCUCAAACGGUAGAGACAAACAACUCCUGAAAACACUUUUAAAAUACAAUGCAGAUGUCAACAUUAAAACUAAAUAUGGAUCUACUGCCCUUCGUGAAGCUAUUUUAUAUGCUGAUGUAGAAACCGUGGAACUCCUGGUCCUGCACGGAGCUGAUCUUAAUGCCAAAGUCAAAAAUGGUGUAACCUAUUUACAUGUCAGCCUGGAAUACAGUCGAUUGGAGACAACCAAGUUUCUUCUGGAUCAUGGUGCUGAUGUCAAUGGAACUGAUAAUUAUGGUAACACAGCACUUCAUCUCGGGGCUAUUUUACCAGACUUGUCUGCGAUGGGUGAUGAUCACAUAGAAUUACUUCUUGACUAUGGUGCUGAUAUCAAUAUCAGGAAUGGAACCGAGAACACUGCUCUGGAAUGUGAUCCUGAAUGGGAAGAGCUAGGAUCCCUAACCCUAAAAUACCACACAAUCAAAUUACUGGAGGCGGGUUUAUACGUGAGUCCUCAGAACUUAGAAGUAGUGGCAACCUGGAUUAUAAAAGACGACAUAAUAAAAGAAUGCAGAGACGAUAUUAGAAGAAUGAAAAAAACGAAAAUUUCCAACACAAACAUUUCCUAUUACGACUUUUAUAUGAAAAGCAUUUCGUCCUUGGCGUCUUUGCUAAGAAACGAAAAAGUUGUGAGGGCAAUGAAGGGCAGAGGACAUGAAUUCAUGUUUCCUAUUUAUUACAAAAGCAUCGAAUACAAAUUCAGGAGAGCCCUUAUGAGGAGAGAUUUAGUUCAACAUUGUCAUAAAUUAUCGAACCUUUUUUUCCCCAAAUUGCCGCAUAAUUGUAUAGAGAAAAUUUUCGGUUAUUUAGGAAACUUGGAGAUGAAGUUCCUAAUUGCUGCUUGUGCAAGGCCUGAGAACAAUAUUUGA